CGCUCGGCGGGCGGGGUUUCCGCUUCCGGCGCGGCGGGCGGGGUUUCCGCUUCCGGCCGUGGACGCUGGGCGCGCCGUCGGGAGCAUGGACGCGUUAGUUGCUCGGUGCUCGGCGCGGCUGCAGCAGCAGGAAAAAGAAAUUAAGUCUUUGACUGCUGAGAUCGACCGGUUGAAAAACGGUGACUGUUUAGAGACAUCUGUAAAUUUGGAGAAAUUGCAAGAAGAAAAUUUAAAAUUAAAGUAUCGGCUGAAUAUACUUCAAAAGAGCCUUCAGGCAGAAAGGAGCCGGCCCACUAAGAGCAUGAUCAACAUCAACAGCCGCCUGCAGGACGUCUUCAGAUGCGCCAUCAGGGCCGCGUACCCAGACCUGGACAACCCCCCUCUCAUCGUGACGCCCAGCCAGCAGCCCAAGUUUGGAGACUACCAGUGCAACAGCGCCAUGGGCAUCUCCCAGAUGCUCAAAGCCAAGGAACAGAAAGUAAAUCCAAGAGAAAUUGCCCAGAACAUUACCAAGCACCUGCCAGAAGAUGAGUGCAUUGAGAACGUCGAGAUCGCUGGUCCUGGUUUCAUUAACAUCCACCUGAGGAGGGACUUUGUGUCGGAGCGGCUGACAGAGCUGCUGGUGAACGGGGUUCACCUGCCGCCCCUGGGGAAGAACAAAAAGGUCGUGGUGGACUUCUCCUCUCCCAACAUAGCCAAGGAGAUGCACGUGGGCCACCUGCGGUCCACCAUCAUCGGCGAGAGCGUGUGCCGCCUCUUCGAGUUUGCGGGCUACGACGUGCUGAGGUUGAACCACGUGGGAGACUGGGGGACCCAGUUUGGCAUGCUCAUAGCCCACCUGCAAGAUAAGUUCCCGGACUAUCUGACGGUUUCGCCUCCCAUUGGAGAUCUUCAGGCCUUCUACAAGGAGUCCAAGAAGAGGUUUGACGGCGAGGAGGACUUCAAGAAGCGAGCGUACCAGUGCGUGGUUCUGCUGCAGAGUAAAGACCCGGACAUCCUCAAAGCCUGGCAGCUCAUCUGUGACGUGUCCCGUCAGGAAUUUAAUAAAAUCUACGAUGCACUGGACAUCUCCUUAAUAGAGAGGGGAGAGUCCUUUUAUCAAGACAGGAUGCCGGCUGUUGUCAAGGAGUUCGAGGAUAAAGGCUUUGUGCAGGUGGACGAGGGCAGGAAGAUCGUGUUUGUCCCUGGCUGCUCGGUCCCCCUGACCGUGGUGAAGUCAGAUGGAGGCUACACCUACGACACGUCGGACCUGGCGGCCAUCAAGCAGCGGCUGCUGGAGGAGAAGGCAGACAUGGUCAUCUACGUGGUGGACAGCGGGCAGGCCGUGCACUUCCAGGCCGUGUUCGCUGCCGCCCAGAUGAUCGGCUGGUACGACCCGCAGGUGACCCGCGUGACCACCGGCUUCGGCGUGGUGCUGGGCGAGGACAAGAAGAAGUUCAAGACCCGCUCCGGGGAGACGGUGCGGCUCGUGGACCUCCUGGAGGAGGGGCUGCGGCGCUCCAUGGACAAGCUCAAGGAGAAGGAGCGCGACAAGGUCCUGAGCGCCGAGGAGCUGCGUGCCGCGCAGAGGUCGGUGGCGUACGGCUGCAUCAAGUACGCGGACCUGUCCCACAACCGCCUCAACGACUACGUCUUCUCCUUCGUCAAGAUGCUGGACGACCGCGGCAACACGGCCGCCUACCUGCUCUACGCCUUCACGCGCAUCAGGUCCAUCGCGCGUCUGGCCAGCGUGGACGAGCGCGCGCUGGCGCAGGCGGCCCGGGAGACGCGGAUCCGCCUGGAGCACGAGAAGGAGUGGCGGCUGGGCCGCUGCAUCCUGCGCUUCCCCGAGGUCCUGCACAAGACGCUGGACGACCUGCUGCUGCACUCGCUCUGCGACUACAUCUACGAGCUGGCCACGGCCUUCACCGACUUCUACGACAGCUGCUACUGCGUGGAGAAGGACCGGCAGACGGGCGCCGUGCUCAAGGUGAAGUGGCGGCUGCUGCUGUGCGAGGCCACGGCGGCCGUCAUGGCCAAGGGCUUCAGCAUCCUGGGCAUCGAGCCCGUGCAGAAGAUGUGAGCGCGCGGAGCGGCCUGCGCCCCCCCCCCACCCCCC
Molecule: messenger RNA, 2098 nt
Organism: Perognathus longimembris pacificus (Pacific pocket mouse)
Lineage: Eukaryota; Metazoa; Chordata; Mammalia; Rodentia; Heteromyidae
Gene: Rars1
Product: arginyl-tRNA synthetase 1
Biological process (GO): arginyl-tRNA aminoacylation
Cellular component (GO): cytoplasm
Molecular function (GO): ATP binding; arginine-tRNA ligase activity
Source: RefSeq, a predicted model, not a curated record